Laetiporus sulphureus 93-53 is the source of this 1738-nucleotide messenger RNA. RefSeq names its product Pkinase-domain-containing protein. The record is from RefSeq and is a predicted model, not a curated record. Gene Ontology annotation, cellular component: nucleus; cytoplasm. The transcript has 7 exons. Lineage: Eukaryota; Fungi; Basidiomycota; Agaricomycetes; Polyporales; Laetiporaceae. The coding region runs from base 174 to 1406 and encodes 410 amino acids. Gene Ontology annotation, molecular function: cyclin-dependent protein serine/threonine kinase activity; ATP binding. Gene Ontology annotation, biological process: protein phosphorylation.
AACCAGCAUAGCAUUCCUCUCUAUUACAUCAACCACGUUCAAUUUUCAUUGACACUUUUUCCUUCCGAGACCAUCCUCUCGUUUCACGACGAACAACUAAGACUUAGCGCAACAAAUACAGCUGCCACGCAGCCACUACACCGAGACGUCGGGCAUCAGCUUUGUUGGCGAUCAUGAACUAUGUUCAGCUUGAGAAACUAGGGGAGGGUACAUAUGCCACAGUGUACAAGGGAAGGUCAAGAACGACAAACGAAAUCGUUGCGCUUAAGGAGAUCCAUCUCGAUGCAGAGGAGGGCACACCAUCGACCGCCAUCCGGGAGAUCUCCCUGAUGAAAGAACUCAAACACGUCAAUAUCGUUCGUCUCUACGACGUCAUCCACACCGAGACUAAACUCGUCCUCAUAUUCGAAUACUGCGAACGCGAUUUGAAGAAGUACAUGGACGUCCAUGGCGAUCGUGGCGCGCUCGACCCUGUGACCGUCCGGAGUUUCAUGUAUCAGCUUUUGAAGGGCACCGCCUUCUGCCACGAAAACAGAGUCUUGCAUCGGGAUCUGAAGCCGCAGAAUCUGCUGAUCAAUAGGAAGGGUGAGCUGAAGCUGGGCGAUUUUGGCUUGGCGAGGGCAUUUGGUGUCCCGGUGAACACGUUCUCCAAUGAGGUUGUCACGCUGUGGUAUCGCGCGCCGGAUGUCUUGAUGGGUUCGCGGACGUACAGCACAUCGAUCGAUGUCUGGUCUUGUGGGUGCAUUUUCGCGGAGAUGAUAUCUGGAGUACCUCUCUUCCGUGGUAGAGACAACCAAGACCAGUUACUUCACAUCAUGCGAAUCAUUGGCACACCCGAUGACCGUACUUUGCGAAAGAUUGCUGCCGAAGGGCAAACCGAGGUGCCGACAGGGCAGAAGCAAUAUCCACGAUACCCGAAGAUCCCGUUUAGCCAGGUCCUACCGAAGGCGUCUGCUCCUGCUCUCGACCUCCUGGAGCGCCUCCUCCAGUUUGAUCCCUCCAAGCGUAUCACGGCUGCCGAUGCGCUUUCACACCCAUACUUCACGGGCUCCGUGCCUCACGGUUUGCCAGCACCUGCACCUGGCUCCAUGCCUCCGCCUCCGUACAACUAUCCUCACCCCCACGCGCACCAGCAACAGCAGAUACAGCAACAGCAGCAGCAGCAAGCGCAUGCCCAGGCACAGGCCCAAGCCCAGGCUGCAUAUCUGCAGGCUCAGUCCACCGGAUUGGUGCACGGGCAGCCCGCCGUGUAUGCGAGUCAGCAGGACCCGGCGCGGAUUGCCCAGGCUCAAGCGCAGGCUCAAGCCAUAGCGAUGGCGCAAGCACAGACGCAAGGCCAGCCUCAACCGCAGGCGGCGGCCUAUGCGAUGCAGUACCCGCAGCAGUACGCAUCAAAUGGGCGAUAGCACCAGCCGGACUGUUUCUCGGUCAUCGCAGUUCGUCGCCUUUACACUAUUCACGGCAAGCUUAUGAGUUUACUUUGCUCUCUCUCUUUAUCGGUUCACGUCUGCAUGUUUGUAACUCUAUAUCAUCAUGUACAUUCCCUUUUCUCUCCAUCGGAAUUCAUCGGUACUGUACUGCGGAUAGAUCUGUCUCGAGACAUUCACAUCGCGUGUGGCACGUACCUCGUACGCUAUGGCAAUGAUAGUAAUCACUCAUUUGGUCACAACUUUCUUGCGUACUUGUGCCCACAUCUUGCCGCAUCUUGGCUGCGUGAUAAAAAGAUGUUCGUUGCUGC